AGGUACAGAGACCAGCGCUAAUUACUCUCUCUCUUUCUCUCUCUCUCUUUCUUUCUCCGCCCGGUCUCCCUCGUUUUCCCUCCCUCCUCCUCCUCCUUGCCAGUGAAGGAGACAAGCAGGGGAACGAACAGCAGGGCUGGGGAAGUGAAACAGUUUGGAGACAGAAACUAAAAGAGAAAAAGAAGAGAAACUUCAAGUUUUUUCAUCACUCUGGACUGUCAAGACUUGUGAGAACAGACACGAUAACGGGUGAAAUACAGAGAAACAGGGAUGAAUGUGGCUGAUCUGCUGUGCCUUUGAUUAAUGCAACACGUAGAUUCUCUUUGACAGCUACUAGAAGCGCAGACUGUGUGUGUGAAAGCGAGAGACUGACCGAGAGACAGAAGAGGGUAACCGCUGACGCCAGACAGUCAGAAGGCCUGACUGAGUGUGUGUGUGUGACUGUGUGAGUGAAACAUCACAGAACACACACCAGCUACACUGCCACUCGGACACACAUUCAUUCACCUGAAAAGCCAGACUCCAAUCCUGAUUGGAUGCUUAUUUCAGAAUGACAGCAGAAGACUCCGCCUCUGCCGUUGCUAUGAGUAACCCUAGCCCUUCCUCCUCUUCUAAGGCCUCCUCUGGGCAUCCGCAGCAUCACAGCGCCAUCCCAGAGGGAGUGGCUGGGGCCCCCAAUGAAGCUGCCCUUGUGGCCUUGAUGGAGCGGUCAGGUUAUGGUAUGGUGCAAGAAAAUGGACAGCGCAAAUAUGGGCCACCACCUGGCUGGCAAGGCCCCUCCCCUCCACGUGGCUGUGAAAUCUUUGUGGGUAAAAUCCCACGUGACGUUUACGAGGACGAGCUGGUGCCAGUAUUUGAGACAGUUGGACGGAUCUACGAGAUGCGGCUAAUGAUGGAUUUUGACGGGAAGAACCGCGGGUACGCGUUCGUCAUGUAUACGCAGAAGCAUGAGGCUAAGCGAGCAGUUCGUGAACUCAAUAACUUCGAAAUUCGCCCAGGAAGGUUGCUAGGUGUCUGCUCUAGUGUAGAUAACUGCCGCCUCUUCAUUGGCGGAAUCCCAAAAACCAAGAAACGUGAGGAGAUCCUGGAGGAAGUUUCCAAGGUGACAGAAGGGGUGCUGGAUGUGAUUGUGUACGCGAGUGCUGCGGAUAAGAUGAAGAAUCGUGGCUUUGCCUUUGUAGAGUAUGAGUCUCACCGUGCUGCUGCUAUGGCCAGAAGAAAGCUCAUGCCAGGACGAAUUCAGCUCUGGGGUCACCAGAUUGCAGUUGACUGGGCAGAACCUGAGAUUGAUGUUGACGAGGACGUCAUGGAAACAGUGAAGAUUCUGUACGUGCGGAACCUGAUGAUAGAAACCAGUGAGGAUACUCUACGCCAAACCUUCAGCCAGUUCAACCCUGGCUGCGUGGAACGUGUCAAAAAAAUCAGAGACUAUGCCUUUGUUCACUUCGCCAGUCGAGAUGAUGCUGUGGUUGCAAUGGACAACCUGAAUGGCACAGAGAUCGAAGGUUCCCGUAUCGAAGUCACCCUGGCCAAGCCUGUGGAUAAAGAGCAGUACACCCGCUAUCAGAAAGCAUCGAAGGGAACAGCGGCUGCGACACCUACUGACAACACCCAACAAAGUUACGUGUAUCAGUGUGACCCGUAUACACUCGCCUAUUAUGGGUAUCCCUACAGCACACUCAUUGGACCCAACCGAGACUACUUCAUCAAAGCAGGUACUGUAAGAGGCCGUGGCCGCGCUGGGGCCGCUAAUAGGGGCCCAGGGCCCCGCGGCUCAUACCUUGGUGGCUAUUCAGCUGGCCGAGGCAUUUACAGCCGCUACCAUGAAGGAAAGGCCAAAUUGCCGGACAAACCUUACGAGAUCAUGCCCAAUCUAGAGCUGGCAGCUGUGAACCCAGUGGGCAUCAAGCCUGGCACAAUGGCUCUUCCAGGCCUGGGUGCCCAGUACCCUGCUGUGUUUUCUGCUGCCCCUGCAACUAAGUUAAUGGAGGAAGGGAAGAUGCACCCAGUGGAGCAUCUGAUAAAUCCUUUGGCCCUCCAGCAUGACCCCACAGCUGCUUCGGCCACUGCUGCAGUCAUACCUGCGGUCUCCACACCACCGCCUUUCCAGGGUCGUCCUAUAACUCCCGUCUACGCAAUGGCUCACAAUGUCCAGAGGAUCCCGGCCGCAGCCGCCAGUCUAUAUGGAGCCGGUUACAUGCCUAUCGCUGCCCACGCCAACACCGCCACGCUGGCAGCGCUGCAGAAGAACGCCGCUGUGGCAGCCGCCGCAAGCUACGGAGGGUAUGCGGGGUACAUGCCCCAGGCCUUCCCUGCCGCCGCAGCCUUUCAGAUGCCCAUUCAUGAUGUAUACCAGACCUACUGAGACACCCACAGCAUCAAUCACAAUGACUUACAACUACACACACCAUAUCGCCACAGGCCAUCAGACAUUUACGCCACAUCUAUGAGGUCUGCUGGUUAAUUGAACCACGCAGAGUGAAACUGACAUACAACAAAACUAACACCUUCUGACUCGUGUGAAGCUCCCUGGAAGCCUUUAGAUUAGAUGCUGGCAGCAAGGAUGUAGAUUUCUGCUAAAUUAAUUCACAACUUCAUCAGCCCCUCUGGCCCACAUUUAUUAAUCCGGACGUAUGACCUAGACCAAAACCACUUUUGUAUGCUACUGAUUAACUUACAAAGACAGGUAGACUUUUGUGUUAUAGCUAUGGACUCAAACCCUGCAAUGUGACCACAACCUCACCUAUUUUCCCUUUAGAUCAAUAGGAAGCAGUCUGUCAUUUUUUGACUUCCUAAAGGAAUUGACGACACUUGCUGAUUUCCAAAGCCAUCACACGACUGAAUGAAUGACAACUCCUGUUCUCGCACACGCAUAUUUUAUCAGAGGUCUUGUAUAUUAGCUGAAUACCAGUACAGCUGUGGACUGACUCCGAGUGAUAUGUUCAUAUGAAGUAAUCUAAAAUAAGACUUGCAGAAGCACACCUACUGACAUAUCACCGUCUUCCCCACACACUCCAGCUGAAAAUCGUGAGCCAGAGCGUUCCUGUCGCUGCACACUCCUCUGCAUUCAAUACUGAAGGAACGACGUAGUAUUUGUCGACUUUAAAAAGAACGUAUUUAAAGCCUCUCUAAACUUUAGUGCAUUUACUUAUGUUUUAUGAAGAACAAAACUGCUGAGCAGGAACUUCAACAACCACAGAAGUAGAAGACUUUAAGUGUUUCAUGAAAAUGCUGUAUUUUAAGUUUAUAACAUAUGCUUGCAAAAUGUGUUGAAGACGUCGGAAUCUUCCGUCCACUGGGUUUCCUGCACGCGAGUCUAUAUGCAAAUACCUGCAUUCUGUUUUCCCGCCUUUUUAUAUUUAGAAUAUUUUAAGAUUGUAUUGUUUAGCUGGUUUAAAAAUGUUGUUUUUAUUGUGUAGAGGAUAUUUUUCAUCUCGAAACUGGAAGACAAACACUGUUUUCAUUCACAUUCUCAGAGGCAAAAUGUGUGUUCAAGUAAAAGAAAACUGGAAAAAGUGUUUUUCAGUCAGUCGGAUAUCUGCUAGAUUACAUUUAUUCCCUGGAAAAAGGGAUAGUUCACCCAAAAAUGAAAUUACAUCCCUGCUGAAAAAAAUAGCCUAAGCUGGUUGGCUGGUUUUAGCUGGUCUCUGACCAGUUAAGACCAGCCUGGCAGUGGCCAAAACCCCUCUACAACCAGCCUGCUGACCAGCUAAGACCUUAGGCUUAGGCUGUUUUUUUUUCAGCAGGGAUGUCUUUCCAAACCUGUGUAACUUACUUUCUUUGGUGGAACAUGAAUGAAUCCGUUUUUCCUUCUCUGUACAAUGGAAGUCAAUGGUAACCAAACCUUUUAGGUCACCAACAUUUUUCAAAAUAUCUUCAUUUGUGUUCUGCUGAAGAAAGAAAUUCAGGUUUUUUGUAAAGUUCAUUUUUGUGUAAACUGUCCCUUUAAUAUGUUUAAAAAAUGCACAAACUGGACUGACAAAAAAGUAGCUGGGCUGAAGAUAUAGCAUUAUUUAUGAUGACUUAGUUCUGCUUACUUGUACUGGUUGUGUUAGUUGACCAACCUUUAUUUUUCAGACCACUACUGUGAUUCCCAGCAUCCAGUCCUGUGAAGUCUUAUGUGCAUCAUUAGGAGAACACAGGCUCCCUCAUAUUGGCUUUUGUGCCAUUAAUACAAAUUACACCUGAAGUACUGUCCCAUUUACCACUGAACCAAUUAUGUUCAUGUUGUUUAUUAACGGUCUUGAGUUGCAGACCUUGAGUUGCAGAAUAAAAUCAGGUUAAUGGCACGAUACUUUCAUACCUUCUCCUAUAGACACAGCAGAUGGUCCAUCGAGUUUGUAUUUUGUUUCUUUUGUAGUUCUAACCCUGCAUUUUUGUAGAUCACACUCCAUGUAGCUACUGUAACUAACGAUGACUGUUCUGAGGUGCACUUAAACAUUUUAGGGUGUUAGAAGUUCUUGUGUAUGUAUAUGCUUCACAAUAUGUGUGUGAGCAGGCACUUUUGUCUUUUUUUUAGGGGUAUUUUGAUACUCCUAGGUUUGAACUGGACCAAACUGAAACCAGGGAGCUCAGAGAACCUGUUAAUAUCCUCAUUGUCUUUUCAGUGACUGCUGUAAAUCAUAUAAAUGUCCUUCUGAAGACUGCUGUACACCACCACUAUGCCUUCUGUAGGACUGCGUAUGUCACAUGUGCCUUUAUUCAGACUGCUGUCUGUCAAGUGACCUCUUAAACACUGUUUGUGAUACCACAGUGCCUCUUCUGUCCUAUUUUCUUUCAGAACGUCAAGUUUUCUUCUUCUUUUUUUGUGUUAUACUGUUGUUUUUAUGGGGGCUCUGAGUGUUAGAGUGCUGCUUUAUGUUGUAUUAUGCUUUCAUGUGUUUCAUGUUCUAACAGAGUUGAUGUUUUAUUAAGUAUAGCCUGUUUUUUUUAGAAGAGACUGAGUGAAAGUUUGGGGAAAACUUCACGGUGUACCAAACAAAGAAUGACAAUCCGUGCAGUAAGCUAGAGACACGUUUUUACACACUGCCGCCACCAUCGAGGACACACUCCUUCUUUCUCUCUCUCAGAUACGGCAUAUCUGUGUUUUUGAGAAAAGUGAACCAUCCCCAGUAGUUUUUCCUCUGUCUGUUAUCUAAUCUUUUAUUAUGAGCGAAGCAGUCAGGAUAUAUUUAAUAUAUACAGUACAAUGUUUUUGUGUAUGAAGUAAGAGGAAAUGCUAUAAUAUAUUUUAAGAAGAUUUUCCAUCUCAUUAUACUGUAUGUGCUUUAGAGUUUAACAACAAAAACUUCUUUUUUUUGCCAAAGUGUUCAACUAAUGCGAAUGUAUGUAUGUGUGCAUGUAUGUGGCGGUAAGUUGCCAGUUUGGAGUCAAUACUGGCCCAAAUUGAUCAUGCAUUCAUUGGCAAAACAUUCUGUCUUUUGCGAUCAUUUCAUAAACACUACAUGUGUAGCGUUUUUUUUUCCGCCUCCAUUUUUAGACUUGUUUCUUGUUACUAAAAGACAAAUGAACAAGACAAGUCGACCUCGGCAGAGGACAUUUAGAUAAUGUAGAAUGUUAUUGCCAAAAUAUUCUUAUCUUUUCCUUUUUUUAGGUCUACUUAGAACU
This is a messenger RNA of Labeo rohita (rohu), 5607 nucleotides long. It is a transcript of the gene rbm47, whose product is annotated as RNA binding motif protein 47. Bases 551 to 2365 code for a protein of 604 amino acids. The record is from RefSeq and is a predicted model, not a curated record. Gene Ontology annotation, molecular function: mRNA binding. Gene Ontology annotation, cellular component: nucleus. The transcript has 7 exons. Lineage: Eukaryota; Metazoa; Chordata; Actinopteri; Cypriniformes; Cyprinidae.